CUGACCGGCGCCAUGGAGGGCCUGCUGCUGUGUCUUCUGCUACUCCUGGCCCACCUGGGCCGAGCUCAGGUGUGUCCCAAGCGCUGCAUGUGCCAGAACCUCUCCCCUUCGCUGGCCAUCCUGUGCACCAAGACGGGCCUCCUCUUUGUGCCCACCAUGAUCGACCGGCGCACGGUGGAGCUGCGCCUGACGGACAACUUCAUCACCGUCGUCCGCCGGAAGGACUUCUCCAACAUGACCAGCCUGGUGCACCUCACCCUCUCGCGCAACACCAUCAGCCAGGUCCUGCCUUACGCCUUCGCCGACCUGCGCAGCCUGCGGGCCCUGCACCUGGACAACAACCGGCUGCUGAUGAUCGGGGCCGAGCAGCUGAAGGGGCUGCCCAACCUGCGCCACCUCAUCCUCAGCAACAACCAGCUGCAGGGCAUCUCCCCCGUGGCCUUCGAUGACUUCGCCGGCACGCUGGAGGACCUGGACCUCUCCUACAACAACCUGGCGCGGGUCCCCUGGGACACCAUCCACCGCCUGCACAACGUCAACUCCCUCAGCCUGGACCACAACCUGAUCGACUUCGUGCCCGAGGGCGUCUUCUCCAACCUGCUCAAGCUGGCCCGCCUGGACAUGACCUCCAACAAGCUGAAGAAGAUCCCGCCGGACCCGCUCUUCCUGCGCAUCCCGGUCUACGCCAAGUCCAAGGGCUCCCCGCCCUCCUCCCUGGUGCUCAGCCUGGGCGGCAACCCCCUGCAUUGCAACUGCGAGCUGCUCUGGCUACGCCGGCUGGCCAGGGAGGACGACCUGGAGACCUGUGCCUCGCCGCCCGACCUGCUGGGCAAGUACUUCUGGACCAUCGCCGAAGAGGAGUUCAUCUGCGAGCCGCCGGUCAUCACGCGACACACGGGCCGCCUGGUGGUGACGGAGGGCGAGGGGGCGGUCCUCCGCUGCCGCGGGGCGGGGGACCCAGAGCCCUCCAUCCACUGGGUCUCCCCUGAGGGCAAAGUGGUGGCUAACACCUCACGGACCGUCUCCUACGACAACGGCACCCUGGAGAUCCUGAUUGCGGCCAUCCAGGACAGCGGCCUCUUCACCUGCAUCGCCUCCAACGCUGCCGGGGAGGCCACCACCUCCGUGGAGCUCGUGGUCAACCUGCUGCCGCUGCUCUCCAACAGCACCACCCCCAAGGUGCCCGAGGCCGUGGGGCCUUCGGACAUCCUCACCUCUGCCAUGGCCACCCUACCUCUGGGCGCCAACGACACGGGCGCCUCUCCGGAGAAGGGCGUGGUGGCCUCGGAGAUCUCCUCCUCCUCCGUCCUGAUCCGCUGGUACCCCCAGUGGCACAUCCCUGGCAUCCGCAUGUUCCAGAUCCAGUACAACAGCUCCUCGGAUGACACCCUGGUGUACAGGUGA
Molecule: messenger RNA, 1404 nt
Organism: Pseudonaja textilis
Lineage: Eukaryota; Metazoa; Chordata; Lepidosauria; Squamata; Elapidae
Source: RefSeq, a predicted model, not a curated record